Messenger RNA from Pseudophryne corroboree (corroboree frog), 2710 nucleotides. Its product is annotated as deoxyribodipyrimidine photo-lyase-like. Gene Ontology annotation, biological process: photoreactive repair. Lineage: Eukaryota; Metazoa; Chordata; Amphibia; Anura; Myobatrachidae. Gene Ontology annotation, molecular function: deoxyribodipyrimidine photo-lyase activity. The transcript is spliced from 10 exons. The coding region runs from base 82 to 1881 and encodes 599 amino acids. The record is from RefSeq and is a predicted model, not a curated record.
AGUACGUAACCGUAACGUCAUCCUGAAACCUCUCUAUCUAUCGCUUUAUGAGUUUAUGUAAUUCGCUGCCCAUGCAUGUGAAUGUUACACAAGAUUGGAGAGCGCGCACCAGGAUUACGUAUCUUGACUGUAAAGCUGUUUGAGCAAUAUUUAUGUGUAAUUCGCCCUUUGAAAAUAGCUACAACCAUGUCUCAGAAGGGAAAACAGCUAAACAAAAAAAAUAAAGAGUCUGAGGUUUCAAAGUCUGACGUUGACCCAGACAAUAAGAAGUUGGAUCCCAAGGCAAAAUCAUCUAUUGUAGCUAAAAGCCCAGGAAAAAGGAAGCCCCAGGAAACCAGUAAGGGCAAAUCUAAAGUUCCUUCUGAGGCAAGUACUGAGGAAAUCUCAUAUGUUGAUGCUAAGAAAAGAAAGACACAAGAAAAAAAAGCUGAUGAUGGAGGUGUCUGUCUCUUAGAGACUUUAAAGAAGUCUCGUCUGGCUGCUGCUACCACUGUUUCUGAAUUUAAGUUUAACAAGAAGAGGGUGCGGUUGGUAUCUAGUGACGGAGAUCUGAAAGACGAUGCCUUGGGCAUAGUGUAUUGGAUGUCAAGAGAUCAGAGAGUUGAAGAUAACUGGGCCUUUCUAUAUGCUCAGCGCCUGGCUCUGAAGCAAAAGCUGCCAUUGCACGUUGUCUUCUGUCUAGUCCCUAAGUUCUUGGAUGCCACUAUUCGGCACUAUGGCUUCAUGCUGAAGGGCCUGAGAGAAGUUGCUGAGGACUGUAAGGAGCUGAACAUUCCCUUACAUUUACUUAUAGGAUACGCUAAAGACGUUCUCCCAAACUUUGUGACUGAGCAUAGCAUUGGCGGGGUGGUGACUGAUUUUGCUCCCCUACGUGUCCCCAUGCAGUGGGUGGCGGAUGUCUGUGAGCGUUUACCUAAGGAUGUACCACUCGUCCAGGUGGAUGCCCAUAAUAUUGUCCCCUGCUGGGUUGCCUCCAACAAACAGGAGUAUGGAGCAAGAACAAUCCGGAGAAAAAUUCAUGACCAACUCUCCUCGUUCCUUACCGAAUUCCCUCCCAUAAUUAAACAUCCCUACAGCUCCAAACUAAAAGCCGAGCCUAUAGAUUGGGAUCAGUGCUACGCCAGUCUGGAAGUGGAUCGGACAGUUCUAGAAGUAGAAUGGGCAAAACCAGGGUCAACGGCAGGAAUUAAUAUGCUCCAGACCUUUAUAUCGGGACAGCUUAAGUUUUUUAACGCAGACCGGAACAACCCAAACCAGCGGGCGCUCAGCAACCUCUCCCCAUGGUUUCACUUUGGUCAGCUCUCAGUACAGCGAGCAAUUCUGGAGGUGCAGAAGUAUCGCACCAAGUUCAAGGAAUCUGUGGACAGCUUUGUGGAAGAAGCUGUAGUAAGACGAGAGCUGGCUGACAACUUCUGUUACUACAACAAAAACUAUGACAAAGUAGAAGGUGCUUACGACUGGGCCAAGAAUACUCUGAAAGAUCACGCAAAGGACAAGAGGACUCACUAUUACACUCUAAAGGAACUGGAAAGUGGGAAGACGCACGAUCCCCUGUGGAACGCAGCCCAGUUGCAGAUGGUCCAUGAGGGAAAGAUGCAUGGCUUCCUGCGAAUGUACUGGGCUAAGAAGAUACUGGAGUGGACCAGCUCACCAGAAGAGGCCCUGCAUUUCGCCAUUUAUCUCAACGAUCGCUUUGAGCUGGAUGGACGGGACCCCAAUGGAUAUGUAGGCUGCAUGUGGUCUAUAUGUGGAAUCCAUGACCAGGGAUGGGCAGAGAGGGCUGUUUUUGGAAAAAUCAGAUUCAUGAACUACCAGGGAUGCAAGAGGAAAUUUGAUGUGGCACAGUUUGAACGGCGUUACCAUCCCAAAAACUUCACUUAAUGCCAACUUCUUAUUGGUGGAAUGAUGGGUGAAUGUUCUGCUCAUACUCAGGACACAUUGGAAGAGGACUGCACUUACAUGUAGCUUUUUAUUCUAUGACCUGCCGUGCUUUAUAAGUGUUGGAUCUUUGAAGAUCUUAGCCCUAUAUUCAUAUAAGUUAUCUAAUUAAUUAAUUCUUAGGUAGGGUUAUAUUUAUUAAAGUGCAGGUUUCUAGAAGUGGAGAUAUUGUCCAUAGCAACCAAUCAGAUUCUACUUAUUAUUUAUCUAGCACCUUCUAGAAGAUAAUAGCUAGAAUCUGAUUGAUUGCUAUGGGCAACAUCUCCACUUCUUAAAAUCCGCACUUUAGUAAAUAUACCAAUUAUUCUUUAGUUCUCCUCUUGGUCUUUCAUUAAAUAUACAAAGUACUUACAUUUGCUGCCAAUGUGUACUUCAACUUCCGCUUUUCCUUCGGAAUUGGAAACAUCAAAUUAUGAUUGUAACAUCAAAAAUGUACAGAUGCACUUUGUAUUAUUGAUUUAUAACAGGACCCCCUCCAUCCAGACACAUUAUUGCCAUUGGUAGUUAUGAAUAGAGCUACCUCUGGGCUUUAGCCUUAUAGGUGAACGCCUAGGGCGUCAUUGCUUCAGAAGGUCACCCAACAGGCACAGCUUCCCAGCCCCCAUGUUAUUGGGGAACAAGUUUAAAUGCCCUAGGACUAAAUUGGUCACUUUAGCACACUGACUGUUACAUUGUAGAUUUCAAACCUGUUCUGUUUUCUUUCUUAUAUUUGUAUCCACUGGGACUAUGUAUGCUUUUGUACAAAUGUUUUUCAUAAAAUACAAACUGGUAA